AAACUUUUAAAAAUUUAUAAUUGAAUAACAUAAAAUUUGUUAUUUUGACGUAAAUCGAAUAUGCUCCCUAUAUGUUUCUCAGUCUCUUUCUCCGAUUGAUACAUCUCUCGUUACUCUCGAAAUAAAGCUCAUCAUCUGAGGAAAUUCAUCAAUUUGCCGGUGACUUUAGUUCAAUUCCGACCCUCCGAUGGGCUCGACGUUCAGAGAUCGGACGGUGGAGCUUCAUUCACUGUCCCAAACAUUGAAGAAGAUCGGGGCAAUCCCGUCCGUUCAUCAAGAUGAAGAUGAUCCGGCAUCAUCCAAACGGUCGUCUCCGGGAUCCGAAUUCAAUAAGAAGGCUUCCCGGAUCGGGUUAGGUAUUAAAGAAACGUCACAGAAGAUCACGAGGCUCGCUAAAUUGGCAAAACAAUCGACGAUUUUCAAUGACCGGACUGUGGAAAUACAGGAGUUAACUGUGUUGAUCAGGAACGAUAUCACGGGGCUGAAUAUGGCUCUCUCGGAUUUGCAAACCCUUCAGAACAUGGAGCUUGCUGAUGGGAACUAUUCACAGGACCAAGUUGGUCAUUACACUGCUGUUUGUGAUGACUUGAAAACCAGACUUAUGGGAGCUACUAAGCAGCUUCAAGAUGUUCUAACUACGAGAUCAGAGAACAUGAAGGCUCAUGAAAACCGGAAACAACUCUUUUCCACAAAAAAUGCAGUAGAUAGUCCGCCUCAGAAUAAUGCAAAAUCUGUACCUGAGCCUCCUCCUUGGUCAAGUUCAUCAAAUCCUUUCGGGAAUUUACAACAACCACUAUUACCUCCAUUAAAUACUGGAGCUCCGCCAGGUAGCCAGCUCAGACGCAGAUCCGCGAUCGAGAAUGCUCCUUCACAGCAAAUGGAGAUGUCCUUGUUGCAGCAAACAGUCCCAAAGCAGGAGAACUAUAGCCAAAGUCGAGCGGUUGCACUUCACAGUGUUGAAUCAAGAAUAACAGAGCUCAGUGGAAUAUUCCCGCAGCUAGCUACAAUGGUCACACAACAAGGAGAGCUAGCAAUCAGAAUCGAUGACAAUAUGGAUGAAUCGUUAGUUAAUGUAGAGGGAGCACGUAGCGCUCUUCUGCAGCAUCUCACUCGAAUUUCGUCAAAUAGAUGGCUCAUGAUGAAGAUCUUUGCUGUUAUCAUCUUGUUCCUGAUUGUUUUCCUCUUCUUUGUGGCUUAAAACAAUACCAUUUUAUCUCUUGUUCCUGGGGGUAUCAAAUCUAUACAUAUGUUAAGCUUGUAAGCUUCUAGGGCUCCUUUUUUUUGUGUGGAUAGUGGAGUGUCAAAAAGUUUAAUUUUUCUGCAAGACUCAGUUGUAUUUUACCAGGAAACUUCUGAUGUAAUAGCAUUUAACUCAAGUAAAAAUUCAAAGCAAACAAAGUAAUUAUUAUUCUAAUU
This is a messenger RNA of Arabidopsis thaliana (thale cress), 1416 nucleotides long. RefSeq names its product syntaxin of plants 31 (gene SYP31). Lineage: Eukaryota; Viridiplantae; Streptophyta; Magnoliopsida; Brassicales; Brassicaceae. Gene Ontology annotation, biological process: vesicle-mediated transport; intracellular protein transport. Gene Ontology annotation, molecular function: SNAP receptor activity. The coding region runs from base 188 to 1198 and encodes 336 amino acids. The transcript has 6 exons. Gene Ontology annotation, cellular component: membrane; endosome; Golgi apparatus. The record is from RefSeq and is marked reviewed.